This is a messenger RNA of Trichosurus vulpecula (common brushtail), 2244 nucleotides long. RefSeq names its product collagen type XIII alpha 1 chain (gene COL13A1). The transcript is spliced from 42 exons. The record is from RefSeq and is a predicted model, not a curated record. The coding region runs from base 1 to 2244 and encodes 747 amino acids. NCBI's taxonomy places the organism in Eukaryota, Metazoa, Chordata, Mammalia, Diprotodontia, Phalangeridae.
AUGGUCGAGGACAAAGCUCGCCAAGGGGCCAGCGACGCGGCGGCGGCCCGGGGGGAGCCGUGCCCCCGGCCCCCGCUGCCCCGGAGCUGCGCGCUGCUGGGCGGCGUGUCCCUCUUCUCGCUGGCGCUCAGCCUCCUGGUGCACUUUCGGAGCGCGGAGCUGCAGUCCCGCCUGGGCCGGCUGGAAGCCGAGCAGCGGCGCCCGCCCCCGCAGCAGCCCCCGCAGCCCCCCGCCUGGCUGGCCGCGCACCAAAUGGAGGAGGCUAUUUUGGGAAGAGUCAACCAGCUGCUGGAGGAGAAACUGAAACUUCAUUUGACCAGGCGACGAGAGCCCAGGGAUACAUCGUUGAGAUGUAACUGUCCCCCAGGACCCCCUGGCCCUGCAGGAAGACCUGGACUUCCGGGAGACAAAGGCGCCCUUGGGAUCCCAGGACGAGUGGGACUCAAGGGCCAACCAGGAGAGAAGGGAGCCCCAGGAGAUGCUGGAAUGUCUAUUAUUGGUCCUCGUGGUCCCCCGGGUCAGCCUGGCACAAGAGGCUUUCCUGGAUUUCCGGGCCCCAUUGGUUUAGAUGGCAAGCCGGGUUACCCUGGACCGAAGGGGGAGACGGGUCUAUCAGGUCCCAAGGGACAGCCGGGACCCCCAGGACCAAAAGGAGAAAAGGGUCAAUGUGGUGACUACCCACACCGGGAAUACCUAAGCACCACCCUGGCAGCCCUGCGCUCCAACCAGAUAAUCACCCUGAAGCUGCUGCCUCUUCUCAAUUCGGUGCGGCUAGCGCCACCCCCAGUCAUAAAAAGACGCACCUUUCAGGGAGAACAGGGACAAGCAGGCAUCCAAGGGCCCCCUGGGCCGCCUGGUCCCCCAGGACCUGCUGGACCUAUUGGACCUCUGGGUAACCCAGGAGAGCCAGGGCCUAUGGGGCCACCCGGAUUACCUGGAUCUCCUGGACCAAAGGGAGACCCCGGAAUUCAGGGAUAUCAUGGACGAAAGGGGGAGAGGGGCAUGCCCGGGAUGCCAGGAAGGCCGGGACCCAAGGGGGCUCCGGGGACAGAUGCCUUCGGGAUGAAGGGAGAACCCGGGUUUCCAGGUGAGAAAGGGAGCGCUGGCAGUCCGGGCCUGCCUGGAUUCCUGGGCCAGAAGGGAGAGAAAGGAGAUGCAGGCAAUGCCCUUGGAGGAGGCCGAGGGGAGCCGGGGCCCCCAGGGAUACCGGGGCUGCCAGGACCAAAGGGAGAAGCUGGCCCCAGUGGCCAGACUGGGUCUCCUGGAAGGCAAGGAGACAAGGGAGAAAUCGGAGCUCCUGGAGAACAGGGACCUGCUGGGCCAAAGGGUGCCAAGGGAGAGCCAGGCAAAGGAGAAAUGGUGGAUUACAAUGGAAACAUCAAUGAAGCUCUCCAGGAGAUCCGCACAUUGGCCUUGAUGGGACCUCCUGGACUCCCAGGGCAAACAGGCCCCCCAGGAGCUCCCGGUGUACCAGGACAAAAGGGGGAAAUUGGUCUGCCAGGUCCUCCAGGACAUGAUGGGGAAAAGGGACCUCGAGGAAAACCAGGAGAGAUUGGGCCCCCUGGUCCCCAAGGGCCACAAGGAAAAGAUGGACCUCCAGGGUUAAAAGGAGAAAAAGGAAAUAUGGGGACACCUGGAGAGAAAGGGGAGGCAGGACAAGUUGGCUCCCCGGGUCUUGAUGGCCCCACCGGAGAGAAAGGAGAACCAGGUGACCAUGGGAGACCAGGAGCCGCAGGAUUGCCCGGUCCAAUUGGGCUCCCAGGAUUUACAGGAGAGAAAGGAGAAGCUGGAGAGAAGGGUGACCCAGGAGCAGAGGUGUCUGGACCACCAGGGCCCCAGGGCCCCCCAGGACCUGCAGGUCUCCAAGGUGUUCCUGGACCAAAGGGGGAAGCUGGACUUGAUGGAAUGAAAGGAGAGAAGGGUGUCCAGGGAGAAAAAGGAGACCGAGGUCCAUUGGGAUUGCCUGGUACUCCAGGACCAGUUGGGGUUCCCGGCCCAGCAGGACCAAAAGGGGAGAGGGGCAGCAAAGGAGACCCUGGGAUCACAGGACCAAUGGGAGCAGCUGGGCUUCCUGGUUUGCACGGACCACCCGGUGACAAAGGAAACCGGGGGGAGAGGGGGAAGAAAGGCUCUAGGGGGCCUAAAGGGGAUAAGGGAGACCAAGGAGCGCCUGGAUUAGAUGCCCCCUGUCCAUUGGGGGAAGAUGGCUUACCAGUCCAGGGCUGCUGGAAUAAGGAGUUCUGA